Messenger RNA from Canis lupus familiaris (dog), 4485 nucleotides. It is a transcript of the gene EIF1AX, whose product is annotated as eukaryotic translation initiation factor 1A X-linked. NCBI's taxonomy places the organism in Eukaryota, Metazoa, Chordata, Mammalia, Carnivora, Canidae. The coding region runs from base 240 to 674 and encodes 144 amino acids. Gene Ontology annotation, molecular function: RNA binding; translation initiation factor activity. The transcript is spliced from 7 exons. Gene Ontology annotation, cellular component: cytoplasm. The record is from RefSeq and is a predicted model, not a curated record. Gene Ontology annotation, biological process: translational initiation.
GGAAAAGCGACGCAAGCGGCCGCGACGCCAUUUGCUGCGGCUGAGCGUGGGCGCAGGCUGAUCUCGGAAGAACUCGGUCGCGAGACUCUCCCGCGCACGCGACCCGUCCUCUCUUGCCUGCUUGCUACCGCGCGGUCCCACGCGUCGCUCCUGGGGCCCCUCGGAGGAGUAGCCGCAGCCGCCGCCGCCGCCGCUCCCUAGAUUGGAGUCGAAAACGCCAGGAAGCCGCCGUCACCGCCAUGCCCAAGAAUAAAGGUAAAGGAGGUAAAAAUAGACGCAGAGGUAAGAAUGAGAAUGAAUCUGAAAAAAGAGAGCUGGUGUUCAAAGAAGACGGACAAGAGUAUGCUCAAGUAAUCAAAAUGUUGGGAAAUGGACGAUUAGAAGCAAUGUGCUUUGAUGGUGUAAAGAGGUUAUGUCACAUCAGAGGGAAAUUGAGAAAAAAGGUUUGGAUAAAUACCUCAGACAUUAUAUUGGUUGGUCUCCGAGACUACCAGGAUAAUAAAGCCGAUGUAAUUUUAAAAUACAAUGCAGAUGAAGCUAGAAGUCUGAAGGCCUAUGGCGAGCUUCCAGAGCAUGCUAAAAUCAAUGAAACUGAUACAUUUGGUCCUGGAGAUGACGAUGAAAUUCAGUUUGAUGACAUUGGAGACGAUGAUGAAGACAUUGAUGAUAUCUAAAUUGAAUUCAACAUUUUACAUUCCAAUUUCUCUGAGGAUUGUUCCAACAAUUUGGAUUUUGGCUGUGACCUGUUAAAGAAGAUUAAAAUUUCAUUAGCAUGAGUGCAAUUUGUUAAAGCAGAUUGAUUUGUUUCUAAGGUAUUUCUUUAAAAACCGAAUUCUCUUAAGUGAAAUGUUAAGCCCCCUUUGUUCUUUUGAUGUAUUGGAGCUUAUGGGUAAAAAACUACAUCGACUGUUUUUAAAAGGAAGGGGGAAAUGCAUUACUGCCUUUCCUACUUUGACCAUUUUCCAUUAAGUGAAUGUUCUGAAUAAACCAUUUACCCUACACUCAUGGAUUAUGACUAAGCCCUAACUUUGGCCUGUUGACUGUACAGUGAUUUUCUGUAUAUUCCAGUUACUUAAAUGUUCCCUUGAGAUUUUGAUACAAAUUGAGGCGGCAGAAAUCUGCAUUUGAGGUAAAAAAUGAUUAGGUCUGCUUUUCAUAUUUAAGUAGCAUGUGGCUAUUUUUGUACUAAUUUUGAUAUCAUGUACAUUCUUUUCAUGAUAUUAUUUUGCCACUAUAAAUGUAUCAACAAAAAUGCAUUUCCAAAAUGUAAGUUUUUUAGAACCUGGGUUUUACUAGCAAUUUUUAAUUUGUAAGGUUAGUAGUUACAAGAAUUGAACAGUAGGUGGCACCCAGUCAUCUUAAACUGAAAUAGUGAUAUAGUUGUCAUUUUUUUUCCUAAAUGUGCAUAGGAAAUUUCCCAAAACAAAAGAUUGUUUUGAUCAUAUGCAUGUAUGUAGAAUAUUUUUGAAGAACAAAAAUAUUGUUAAGUGUCAUUUUAUUUCAGAAGUCAUAAACAUAUAAGCUACAAUUUUGAGUGCUUUAUAAACACUUAAAUUAUAUAUAAAUGAAAAUUUAAUUUCCUAAAAACUGUACAAAUUAAGCCUUUUUCAAACUAUCCCUAAGCUGGGAAAAGAGGAGGGAAUAACAGUUUACUGAAAAGAUGGUUUCUCAUUUCUAAAUGGAAGAGCUACAGCUGAGAAAUACAAUAAAGACAAUGUCAUGCUGCAGAGUAUAUUAUACCCUUACUUUGUGCUUAGGAUGUAUUUUAUUGUGUGUAAAGAUUUGUUUUGUUUGUAUUUUAUUGGGAAUUUGGAUUUUCCCUUAUUUAGUUUUUGUUCUCAACUCUACUGAGAUGAAAUUAAGGGCUGGGCUAUUUAGACCAUACUAGCCACAUUGAAAUCUUAUGCAACUUUGAAAGAAGAGAUCCAUCAUUUAGAUUGUGAAGCUUUUAUUCAACUGGUCUCCAGAGAUGUUUUCAAUGAUGAAAGUACUCCAAAGGGAAAUAAACCUUCAUGUGGCUUCAAAACAUAAGCACAUCUUCUCUAAUCUCAUGUUUAUUCCUUAGUGUGCAAACUGGAAUCAGAAUCUGAGGUACUAUAAAACAUUAUUAAAUCAAAGAAUAGAAAUGAGUAGACAGUUGGAAUUUGUAUUUCUUACUCUGUGGAAUUCUGAAUGCUUACCUAGAUGGAAUGAGCCUGAGACCAUGGGCUGGUUUUUAAUACUUGUAAGAAACUAGUCUUGAAGAAUCAACUUAAUGAUUAUCUUCAUCAAAAUCUAAACUUCCUAAGAUAUUUAGGCUUCUGUACGAAAAGUGGCCAAAUUUGUGGUGUAUAUAUAGAUCCUUUUUCUGUGUUAUUUUACCAAGAAAGUUGUAACUCUGCAUUUGUGGUACAGUUCAUGGUAGUGAUGGUACAACUCAUGUUAGUUUUUCUACUUAUCUCCUCUAACAAAUAUGGUUCAUCUGAAGAUUCUUAAAAUUACAGCUAUGACCCCUAUCCGUGUGUGUUAGUGAUAUUUUUUUUCCUUGCCUAGGUAGUAACAGCUCAAUCUAGUGCCAUUGCAUCCUGGAAAAUCUCAAAUCAUGAUUAUAAAAUGGUAAAAUUCUAGGUCCUAUGCAACACUACUUGGAGGGAUUGUUUUACUAACUUGUCUUUAAUGUGAAAAUUUAUUGAUUAUAUUUCAAAUGAGGAAUGGAAGUGGUCCUUAGUUGGGUUUUUUGUUUUGUUUUUUGGUAUGUGUACGUGUGUUGUUUUUUUUGAGUUUGGUUGUUUUUUUUGUUUUGUUUUUGGUUGGGUGGGGGGUUGGUUAUAUAUACUCUUUGAUUCCCGUAACACAAUGCUAUAAGGUAUGCCCUGAAAGACAAUAAAAUGUUUGAAAUCCAAGAAUAAUGGUUCUUCCUGCUAAGUGGGUAUAAUAAUUAUUACUAAUUAAUUUGAUGGGCUUGCAUUUUUCAUGCAGUGUUGAUUCUGCUUCCAGUUAGAGUACAUAUGGUGGCUCAACAACCAAACCAAGUAUUUGUGUGAAAAAAGACUUGCCAAAACUUAAUUGCUUGACUGUUGAAUCUGUUUUAAACAUCCAGCCUCUUAAGAGACCACCUCUUAAGGAUCCUGUAAACUAUGCAUGAUAAAAAUUCUUGUAUUUUAUUAAGGAAUGGCCGUUGGUUUACUCACCACAUCUACAGAAUCAUGGCUGUGAACAUAGUUGGUUACAAAACUCCUUGUAACUUGUAGUUUAACUUAAUCUCAUCUAUCUUGUAUAAAUAUUAAAUUAUAGGAUGGUGAAGAACAUCUUUAGUAGAUAUAAACUGCUGUCAGUGUUGACUUCAGAGUAAUCAAGUAGGUAAAAGCAUGUUUGAAAUAAAAAUAUCUAGCUGGAUUUAUACUUUAUUUGUAUUGUUUACAGAUUUUAAAAUAAUCCAGUAUUAACUGUAGCUUGACAGUUAAAGUAUCAGAAUGAAAGUGAGGUUCUUUAUGUUACCUAUCAUAACAAUUUUAUAAAGAUCUGUAUUGGUAGGAGACAUUUAGAUCUUUAUCCUGCUUAGCAAGAGGAAGUUUCACUUAUACUGUUUGGAUUCCCAUGAACUUUUACAUACCACAUUUGUGUUUUUGAUUUAUCUUAAACUGUCAUUCUUUUUAUACUCAUUUCUUCCUAGUCAGCAGAGAACAAAAUCUUUAGUCUCACUACAGCUGCGUUAAGACACUAACUUCUCAGGUACAGAGUAAACCAAGGAAUUUGGAGAGUACUGGAGUGGGUCAAUCCUUUCUUCCCCCCAGCUGCUGUGUACUUAAGAGUCAGUGUGAUAGAGUGAAGAGCAUGAGCCCUGGGGUCACGAGGCCUGUGCCCUAACCCCCACUCUACCCUUUACCUGCAAGUGACCAUAGGCACCUUCCCACACUUGUGAGUUUCAGGCUCCUCACCUGUAAGAUGGGGAUGAUGAGAACAGUACCUGCAAAAUUUGUGGGAGGACUAAUUAUGUGUCCAUAUGUGUAAUGCACCUAGAGCAGUGUCUGCCGCUUUUCACUUGGUAUCCAGGACUGUAGAAGAUUAAAUAAGCACAUCUUUUAUAUUCUCUAUUUACCAUUUCUUUCACUUGCAGUCUUUGGUUCCUAUAAUAAAAGAAACUUGUAGAAUAUAUAUAUUCAUAUAUUCAUGUUGAUACAAUAUUUAAAAUAAAUGCUACCAUCCUCAUUUAAUUCAGCAUAAGACUAACAGAAGUCUCUAAAUUGCUUAAAGAUGGAUGUUUUGCAAAAUACCAACUACUCUAUAUUUCUUUAGAGAAAGUUUAUAGUUAUUGAUAGUUCUGGUCAUUUCAUUAUUUAGUCUAAUGAGUCCUUUUACUAUGUAUAGAUUUAUGACAGCUAAUUAGUACUGACUGAUUUGGAGGUUUGGACUUAUGUAAGAAAAAGUCCCAUCAUUUGGACUUAUGUACAAAAAAUUGGAUGCAAACUAUUACAAUUAGAAAAUAAAAUAUGAAAUAACUUUUAA